AUGACGGAGUUGCAUGACGCUGCAGAGGUGGGUGAUGUGCGUACACUGCAUAGAAUUAGUUGGAGAGGAAAUGUUGAUGUUAAUGCUGUGGAUGAAAAGGGCCGAACUGCCCUUCAUAUUGCCGCUGAGCACGGCCGUAUGGGAUUUAUCGAGAUGCUCUUACACACCUUUAAAUCCGUAGAUGUGACGAUUUUGGAUAAGAGUGGUAAAACUGCUGUGCAGCGUGCCCCACUGGAGCUGCGAAAAGAACUGACGUUACUUCUCUCCAUUGCGGAGGCAAAGGCAAUGGAACGGGAUUCACGCCGUAAGAAGGAAGANGUUAUAUAUAUAUAUAUAUAUAUAUAUAUAUAUAUAUAUAUAUUAUCGUAUUGUGAAUAG
Trypanosoma theileri is the source of this 378-nucleotide messenger RNA. Its product is annotated as Alpha/beta hydrolase fold protein. The transcript has a single exon. NCBI's taxonomy places the organism in Eukaryota, Euglenozoa, Kinetoplastea, Trypanosomatida, Trypanosomatidae. The record is from RefSeq and is a predicted model, not a curated record. Gene Ontology annotation, molecular function: protein binding. The coding region runs from base 1 to 378 and encodes 125 amino acids.